AUGAGGAGCCCUGGAGCCCAACAGGAUGUUUCGGUUUCUCAGGGAGUCCGCAUGAUGUUUUACAUGAUGAAGCCCAAUGAAACGUCAUUCCAAACCUUAGAAGAGGUGCCUGAUUACAUAAAAAAGGCGACUCCAUUUUUCAUUUGCUUGAUGCUACUUGAAUUGAUUGUCAGCUGGAUUCGCAAAGGGAAGCCACCAGGUCGUCUGGAUGAUGCAUUAACAUCUUUGUCUGCUGGUGUUCUAUCUCGGCUUCCAAGUUUGCUUUUCAGGAGUAUUGAACUGACCAGUUACAUUUAUAUCUGGGAGAGCUACAGAAUCUUCAGUUUGCCUUGGGAUUCUCCAUGGACUUGGUAUUUGACCUUCUUAGCAGUUGACUUUGGCUACUACUGGUUCCAUCGCAUGGCCCAUGAGGUUAAUAUUAUGUGGGCUGCACAUCAAACACACCACAGUUCCGAAGACUAUAACUUAUCCACAGCACUGAGACAAUCUGUCGUGCAGAUAUACACUUCCUGGAUUUUCUACUGUCCCCUGGCCCUCUUCAUUCCUCCUUCAGUAUAUGCUGCUCAUCUUCAGUUCAAUCUCCUUUACCAAUUUUGGAUCCACACAGAGGUAAUAAAUAACCUUGGUCCUUUGGAACUGAUUCUUAAUACUCCAAGCCAUCAUAGGGUUCAUCAUGGUAGAAACCGUUAUUGCAUCGACAAAAAUUAUGCUGGUACUCUGAUUAUAUGGGAUCGAAUUUUUGGGACAUUUGAGGCAGAAAAUGAAAAAGUUUUAUACGGCCUAACACAUCCCAUUAAUACAUUUGAACCAUUCAAGGUGCAGUUCCACCAUUUGUUGUACAUAUGGACUAUAUUCUGGGCCACACCUGGAUUCUUCAAUAAGUUUUCUGUCAUAUUUAAAGGACCAGGAUGGGGUCCAGGUAAACCAAGACUAGGACUGAAUGAAGAAAUCCCAGAAGUCACUGGAAAAGAAGUUGCCUUCUCAUCUCCUGCAUCUCGGCUGCUAAAGAUAUACUCUGUUGUUCAGUUUGCUCUGAUGCUAGCAUUUUACGAAGACACCUUUGCAAAUAAAGCUGCGUUAUCACAGGUCACUCUUCUUCUGCGGAUUUGCUUCAUUAUCCUGACGUUGACCUCCAUUGGAUUUCUUGUGGAUCAAAGGCCCCAGGCAGCUCUCAUGGAAACUUUCCGUUGCUUGGUCUUUCUAAUGCUGUGUGAAUUUGGUCACCUGAAGCCUUUCAUCCCCUCCUUGUCAUUGGCUUUUGAGGUAAGAAAUGUGGUUUAGGUAGCUAUAGCAUGGAUUACAUAUUUAUUUUGUAAAUUCAUUCAUUUAACAAUGUUUUCUAGUUACUUUCUGACUAGUAAUCUUGUGAUUUUUUUUUUUUUUUUUUACAUUUUCACUUAU
Messenger RNA from Loxodonta africana (African savanna elephant), 1401 nucleotides. RefSeq names its product alkylglycerol monooxygenase (gene AGMO). Gene Ontology annotation, cellular component: endoplasmic reticulum. The record is from RefSeq and is a predicted model, not a curated record. The transcript is spliced from 12 exons. Lineage: Eukaryota; Metazoa; Chordata; Mammalia; Proboscidea; Elephantidae. Gene Ontology annotation, biological process: lipid biosynthetic process. The coding region runs from base 1 to 1281 and encodes 426 amino acids. Gene Ontology annotation, molecular function: iron ion binding; glyceryl-ether monooxygenase activity.